Molecule: messenger RNA, 674 nt
Organism: Galeopterus variegatus (Sunda flying lemur)
Lineage: Eukaryota; Metazoa; Chordata; Mammalia; Dermoptera; Cynocephalidae
Product: serine/threonine-protein kinase ULK4-like
Exons: 3
Source: RefSeq, a predicted model, not a curated record
CUUCCUAAUGAGGAUCCUGAAGUUUUUGAGGUUUCAUCCAAGUGUCUGUCUAUACUGGUUCAGCUGUAUGGAGGGGAAAACCCGGACAGCCUGUCUCCUGAAAAUGUGGAAAGUUUUGCUGAAGUAUUGGCAUCCAAGGAGGACCCGAAGGAGCAGAAGCUUCUGUUGAGGAUUCUCAGAAGAAUGAUCACUUCCAAUGAGAAGCAUCUGGAGAGCCUCAAGAAUGCAGACAGCCUCCUGCAGGCUCUGGAGCAGCUGGCCCCAGCCAGUGGUUCAUCUGCUGACAAUGUGGUGGCUUCCUUGGCCCAGGAAAUCCUACAAGCUGUCAGCCACUAGGCAAGAAGGCACUUAGCAAAAGCCCACUCUGAAGCACCAACCCUUGACUGCACAGGCAAGGUCAGCUGCCAAACAUAGUGGCCACAUCACCACCCAGAGCUGUAUUUGGACCUAAUAAAGUCAGCUGAAUCCAGAAUCUGCCAGCUGAAGUGCUCUCACUGACUCUAGGCCCUAGAAAACCCACCUACAACAGACUUCCUCCGUUCCUAUAGGAAGCAUCUGGGAAGCCCAGGUUUGCUAGCUGUUCUCAGAAACAUACUUCCCCACUCCAUGUGGGCCAGGUAGGCCUCCUCUAAAGCACAUACUGCCUGUGCUAAUAAAGAAGUGGAUGAGAAGCA